AUAUAUAAAUAUUUUGGUUUACGCAGAAGACAUGUAUACAUUCAAGAAACAUGCGUGGCAUGGCCAGGAUUCCGCUCGAAGCUGGGCAGUGCUGGCACUUGCGUUCUGGGUGGAGUUCAUAUCAACGAUGGCCAUCCGGUCUUCGGGAGUCUUCUGCGUAGCAAUACUGGACUACUUUCACGUCACCCGCGAAGUUGCUUCGGUGCCUGUGACACUUAGCAUGUCGGCAAGAUUCCUGGGAGCGAUCUUGCUGGGCCCUAUGUGCGAGCUGUGGUCCUGUCAGCGAGUCUUGCUGGUUUGCACCUCUGUUGCCAGUUUCGGCAUCGGGAUCUGCUACUUCGCCCCCAACGUGGCCUUCAUCUCCUGUUUUCUGGGUGUUCUGCACGGAUGUGCUCUGUCCGGUCUUUCCGUCGGCCUUCAAGUGCUGGUCUGCCAGCACUUCAAGAAAUGGCGAAUUACGGCCUGUUCUUUCAUCUCCGCUCCGCAGUGUCUCAAUGUAUUCUUCGCACCUCAGUUGGCUAGUUUCUUUUUAGCCCAAUACGGUACCCCGGCAUUGUUCCUUCUCCUCGGAGCCAUGUCACUCAAUGCAGUUCCCGCCGUGCUUGCAGGGGGAAGCCCUAGCCUGUUCACUGGCAAAUCUAAACAUGUAGUUGAUCGUAAGUGUCAAGUAGUUCCUGAGGAACAGGGAUUGUAUUCUAGUGACAACGAGGAUUCCGGUGGUCGAAGCGAUGCCCAAGCAGAAGAAGAAACGUUACUCACUUGUCGUAGAACAACUACGACACAGAGCACCACGCAGCCCACCAUAGCUCCCUCGUCAGAAGAAUUAGGUGGAGGCAGACCAUUUGGCCGAAAUAAUUUCAAACGUCUACUCAAGGAUUCUCUGAAAGCAUUUACAUCCCUGAUAUUUCUAGUGGACGUUCUAUCGUUCGUGAUUCACGUGUACACCAUGACAACCUUCUUCAUGGUGCACGUCGACCUGCCCCAAGAUAGAGGCAUUGAUCCGAGCAAUGCCACCUACCUUGUUUACUUUUACUCAAUAUCCGAGAUGGUCAUGAGAAUGCUGGGCGGUUUUAUCGUUGACCGCGGUUACAUUUCGCUCCCUCUUAGCAUGUUGUUGAGUUUUCUUGGAGGCAGCAUCGCCUGCGAAGGUAUUGCUUGGUCCACCUCUAUGGUGUCCCUUGGAAUUUCAUCACUACUACUGGGCCUUAGUGAAGGAAUGGUGAUGGGAAUGAUGGCUCCCGUGAUGAUAAGAGAUUUUAAGGAUCAAUCCCUCGCCAUCAUGCUGGGAGGUUUGCGCUUCGUCAUAGGCGUCGUCCUGCUGACAAAGCCUCCGCUUGUAGGUUACUUCAGAGACCAGAUCGGAAGCUACAACGGCCUUGCGCAUGUUCUUGCAGCGGCAAAUGCAUUGGGGGCCCUGGUGUGGUUCGUCAGAGUGCUUUACCUUCGCUAUCUUUGUGAACCGAAAAAUAACUCAAGUCCGGAUGUGUCGUCGCGAACUUCACGUAUGAGAGACUUUCCACCUAGAUUAGAAGAGAUGGGAAACAUGAACGUCGUACCACUGUGCAGCCCAUACGCAGAGACUUGGCUUGGCUUUCAAAACGUGUACGCUUGAAAAGUCUGUCAUUUGUUAAAAUAUUUCUUACCUGACGGCACGUUAUUCUAUGACUACGUGAAAAAGCAGGACAUUUGGUGAAUAAAGGGUUGGAACAUA
Messenger RNA from Ixodes scapularis (black-legged tick), 1711 nucleotides. Its product is annotated as monocarboxylate transporter 9. The record is from RefSeq and is a predicted model, not a curated record. Gene Ontology annotation, biological process: transmembrane transport. Gene Ontology annotation, molecular function: transmembrane transporter activity. The coding region runs from base 32 to 1612 and encodes 526 amino acids. The transcript has 4 exons. Lineage: Eukaryota; Metazoa; Arthropoda; Arachnida; Ixodida; Ixodidae.